Marasmius oreades (fairy-ring Marasmius) is the source of this 2808-nucleotide messenger RNA. RefSeq lists its product as uncharacterized. Lineage: Eukaryota; Fungi; Basidiomycota; Agaricomycetes; Agaricales; Marasmiaceae. The record is from RefSeq and is a predicted model, not a curated record. Gene Ontology annotation, cellular component: cytoplasm; NatA complex. Gene Ontology annotation, biological process: N-terminal peptidyl-methionine acetylation. Bases 63 to 2687 code for a protein of 874 amino acids. Gene Ontology annotation, molecular function: protein binding; protein-N-terminal amino-acid acetyltransferase activity. The transcript has 14 exons.
AGGGCGUUGUUUGUUGCUGUUACCUCUGUACCACACCUCUUUCCCUUCACGUUCACGGCUUCAUGAGCAAGAUUCCCCCAAAACGAACUCUACCGUCUAAAGAAGCUACUCUCUUUAAGGAACUUUUGACAUUGUACGAAACUCGGCAAUUGAAAAAGGGCAUCAAAACCUCAGAUCAAAUACUGAAGAAAAUUCCUGAACAUGGCGAAACAUUGUGCAUGAAAGGGCUCAUACUCACACAUAUGGGAAGACGCGAUGAAGGAAUAGAGAUGGUAAAGAAGGGUGUUAGAUUAGAUUUAACCUCCCAUAUCGUUUGGCACGUUUUCGGGCUGAUACAAAAGGGCGAAAAAAACUAUGAAGAGGCUCUAAAAUCAUAUACCCAGGCGUUGAAGUUCGAUAAAGAAAAUCUGAACAUUCUUCGCGACGCAGCACAGUUGCAAACUCAUCUUCGACUUUACGACGGCCUUGUGGAGACGCGGUAUAAACUUCUUAGAAUGCGACCGAUGCUGAGGCAAAAUUGGAUCGCCCUGGCAGUCGCCUAUCAUCUUGGUGGAAAUCUUUUGGAGGCGAAGAAAGUCCUGGAGAAUUAUGAGAGGACGCUCAAGAACUUACCGGACUACGAUAUCGAGCAUUCGGAAACCUUGGUGUACCAUGUACGGCUUCUGGAAGCACUAGGAGAGUGGUCGGAUGCGUUAUCAUUACUCGAUACCAAUGCUAAAGAGAGGGCAAUAGUAGACAAGACGGCUAUAAUGGAAUUCAGAGCUCGUCUUACUUCCAAACUUGGGUCCUCGGACGCAGAACACUCAUGGCGUGUUCUCAUCGAACAUAAUUCAGAAUGUUAUGAUUAUUACCAUGGUUAUCUUUCGAAUCUCGGCAUCAACCUCUCCACUCACCCAGCUCAAGCCCUCAAGGUCCUUCAAGAUUUUGCCGUUCAGCUACCAAAGGCCACCGCUCCAAAACGUUUAUCUUUAACAAUAGCUCCUGCGUCUUUCGCAGGUGAUGACAGUAUUCUCAGCUUCUACAACCUCGCUCGCGCCUACCUUGUCGCUGGAUUGACGAAAGGUAUACCCUCACUAUUCGCGGACAUCAAGUCCCUCUACAGUGACCCAGAGAAGCUCCAAAUCAUCCAGGAUAUUGUGGAACAAGCCAAAGAAGACAAUACUCCUCCCACAGAUCCUUCUUCUUCAACUUCCCCAUCGACAUCAGAACCGAUAACAUAUCUUUGGACCUUAUAUUACCUCGCGCAGCAUUACUCCUACCUCUCGCAACACUCAAAAGCCCUAUCCCUUCUCGACGUUGCUCUAGCUCACACACCCACUUUGCCCGAACUGUACAUGCUCCGUGCACGUAUUUUCAAGCGUGCGGGAGACCCAAUUAGAGCUGCGGGAGCGAUGGAGGAGGCAAGAGCCUUGGAUGGUCAGGAUCGCUUCCUUAACACUAAGAGCGGAAAAUACUUGCUCAGGGCCGGAAGACCGGAGGAGGCUGAGAAGGUCUUUGGGUUAUUUACGAAAAAAGAUGCCACCAGUCCAGGGAGCGACUUGCAAGAUAUGCAGUCGUUACUCUAUCUACUAGAGCAAGCAGAUGCGCAAUACAGAAGCGGAAGGCUGCAUUUGGCACUCAAAAAGUAUAUCGUUGUUCAAAAGAUAUUCGAUGAAUUCGACGAUGACCAGUACGACUUCCACGGUUACUCGCUGCGUAAAUUUAAUAUCAUUAUCUAUCUCAAUUUAUUGGAAUGGGAAGAUCGUCUUCGGUCCAAUGUCGCCUACAUUAAAGCCGCAACCUCCGCUAGCCGUAUCUUCGUUGCGGUGCACGAUGAUCCCAGUCUGAAAACACCAGCGUCGUCUUUGAAACUCUCAGAUAAAGCCAAAAAGAAAGCGAAGAAAGCUGCGCAAAAAAUUGAGGAGGUAAAGAAAGCUGCUGCGAAUGCCAACUCAAACGAAGACAAGGGCCUCGAACCGAGUCCAGCCAAAGACGAGGACCCCGACGGCCUCAAGCUCUUAGCGUGCGAGGAUCCGCUUGAAAGAGCCGCAAAGCUAUUGCAACCCCUCGUUGAAUUGGAUGUGCAAGAUGUAGAUGUCCUGGGUUGCGUGUACGAUGUUGCUGUCAGACGAGACAAACUCCUACAAGCUAUCCAGGCAUUGAACCGGGCUCGGAAACUUGCCAAGGACCAUCCAGAAGUUCAUUUCAGAGUCGCGCAUGCACGGAAAUUAGCGUCUUCGUUACCUGCACAGUCAUCCUCCCCGUCUUCCGUUGAUCCAAUCCGGGUAUUCAAGGAUGAAGUAGACAGGAUACUCCCGCCAGAAGUUUCACUGAUGACGUUCAAUUCGCAAUACCUCCAACAACACUCGGGAUCUUGUCAAGCUAUACUAGCUGCAUCCAGGGUAUUGAGUAAGGUGCUCGAAUCCCCGACAGAUGAGGCGGAGGGGGUUGCGUUUAUGACGCUGAGUACCGCUGAGGAUGUGAAGCUCGAUGUCAAGACUGCCCUCGAUGUUAUAGCGUUCUUGCAAUCAAUCAAGUCAACACGCGUUGAAGAGUACAGGAAAGCUUGUGAUGGACGAUUUGAACUAGCGACGGUUUUCAAGACAUCCGAGGAGCGAGAAAAGCUAGCUGAAGAGAUCUUUACAUUAACACGGGAAGGUAGUAGCAAUAGUGUUAAUGUUGAGCCCGAAGCAGAGCUCGGUUCAUAGGGAGUAUAUCGCAGUCAAUCUCCCAAAUGUGUGAAGGGAAAGAGUUGAUUUCUUUAAUAGUCUUUCGUCCGAGGCAGGGAAACAAUACAAAGUUAACCAUGCAAUCAAUGCAGUCAUAACA